AUGUCAAAUAAUACAGAGGAAUCCCGAUCAGCAGAACACCAUAAAAAUAAAGGAAACAAUUUUUUUAAAAGAAAUGAUUAUGAUAAUGCGAUAAGAGAAUAUACAGCAGCUAUUAAACAAAAUCCAAGGAAUCCUGUAUAUUAUACUAAUCGUGCACUUUGCUACCUUAAAUUGAAAAAGUAUGAUAAUGUAAUAUUAGAUUGCGAAACCGCUCUCGAAAAAGAUGCCAAUUCAGUCAAAGGACAUUACAUGUUAGGUCAAGCUUUAACAGAAAAAAAAGAUUUUGAAUUAGCUAUUGUACACCUACGGAAAGCUUAUCAACUAGCAAUUGAGGGUAAAGUGGGAGGUUUUUUAAGCGAAAUCCUUCAAGUUCUAUUGAAUGCUAGAAAAAGAAGAUGGGAACAACAGGAGAAAGAACGUAUACAAAAAGAAUCUGAAUUAUUAAAAUACCUAAAAACUUUGAUUAUCUCUGAUAGGGAUAGACAACUACAGAAAGCUACACCGAAAAAUAUUUCUACCUUUUCAAAAUUUGUUGGAAAUUAUUCACAAGAUGUCCAAGAUAAAUUGGAUCAUAUAUAUAAAUCGUAUGAUGAGAAACUUUCUCAAAUAGAACAAGUGUUUGCACAAUCUGACGAAAAUCUUAGACCGAGACAAGUUCCUGAUUAUUUUCUGGAUAAAAUAUCGUUUAAUAUUAUGCAUGAUCCGGUGGUCACUUCCUCAGGAAUUACUUAUGAAAGGGCACAUUUAAAAGAACAUUUUAAAAAAAUAGGAUAUUUUGAUCCUCUUUCAAGAGAACAUUGCACUGAAGAUAAAUUGUAUCCAAAUUUAGCAUUAAAAGAAGCAAUAGAAGAUUUCUUAAAUAAAAAUGGUUGGGCUGCUGAUUAUUAA
Molecule: messenger RNA, 888 nt
Organism: Entrophospora sp. SA101
Lineage: Eukaryota; Fungi; Glomeromycota; Glomeromycetes; Entrophosporales; Entrophosporaceae
Source: the annotation of a GenBank genome assembly